UUUCACUCAACUCCCAUAAGUGAUUAAAACUUAACUCGUAUAUUUUUUUCAGGUGUUCAACGACCAGUUCGAUAACCCUUACAUAUGGAGGCUCAAUUGAUUGUCCUUUUUGUGAUCACAUUUGGGGCAGUGUCCGAAGCAGCGACGGAGACGGAGAGGUCGAAUGGUGGAGGACUUUUUCCUGUUGGUUUAGACGAUCCUAAAGUUAUUCAGGCAAAAGAAUUUCUUGUAAAACUGCACAACAGAGAUGAUCAUCUAGAGAACGUUGAGAUAUUCGUAAAAAAAGCAAUGAGACAGAUUGUUGCCGGAAAUGUUGUUUAUUUGGAUUACAAUCUCAUUUCAAAUGGCAAGAUGAUUGCUAAAUGCCAUGCAGACGUAUUUUCCGAUCUUCACGACAAGAUGGAGCUAAUUUAUAUGCCAGUUCCCCAGUGCCAAGUACCACACUAGUUUUAAUUUAAAAAAUAUCUGUAUCUUCUAUUACCAAAAAAAUUGUCAUUAUAAAAAAUUACUAUUAUAAACUAUAAGAAUAAACAAA
This is a messenger RNA of Macrosteles quadrilineatus (aster leafhopper), 535 nucleotides long. RefSeq lists its product as uncharacterized. The record is from RefSeq and is a predicted model, not a curated record. Lineage: Eukaryota; Metazoa; Arthropoda; Insecta; Hemiptera; Cicadellidae. Bases 85 to 447 code for a protein of 120 amino acids. Gene Ontology annotation, molecular function: cysteine-type endopeptidase inhibitor activity. The transcript has 4 exons.